AUGAGGUUAACAGAUCUAAUCGUCGCCUCCGGCACCCUGCCAUUCGCAUCGGCAGCACCGGCGUGGUUGAGCCGUCGUCAGUCGGGAUCGACAAUCACUGUCGACCUGUCGAAGACAUACCAGACCAUCGACGGGUUCGGCUGCUCCUUUGCCUUCCAGCGAGCAAACCUGAUCACGAAUAUGUCGGACAAGACUAAGCAGAGGGCGCUCCUAGAUUUGCUCUUCAACACAACCUCGGGAGCAGGUUUGUCUAUCAUCCGCAAUGGCAUCGGCUCUAGUCCGGACAGCAGUUCCGACCAUAUGAACACGUUCGCGCCAAAGGACCCAGGCGGGCCAACUGCCGCGCCUCAGUAUCAGUGGGACGGCAAGGACUCGGGCCAGCUGUGGUUAAGUCAGGAGGCGUACAACACGUACGGAGUGCGCCAGAUCUACGGCGAUGCUUGGAGUGCCCCGGGAUAUAUGAAGUCGAACGGUAACGAAGCUAAUGGCGGCACUCUAUGCGGUGUCUCCGGAACUAACUGCCGGAGCGGUGACUGGAGACAGGCGUAUGCUGACUACCUCGUCCAAUACGUCAAGUACUAUGCCGAAGCUGGCGUUCCCGUUACUCGGAUCGGCUUCCUCAACGAGCCUGAGUUCACGACAAGCUACGCAUCGAUGAAUUCCAACGGCGCGCAAGCGGCCGACUUUAUCAAGGUCCUACACGCCUCGCUCGAAGCAGCGAACUUGACCUCGCAAGUCGGCAUUGGGUGUUGCGAAUCGGAGGGUUGGGGCAACCAAGUGAAUAUGGUUAAUGCCAUCAAGUCUGCCGGCGCGGAAGACCUGCUCGCUACGAUUACUUCGCAUACUUAUACUGGCGUCCCCGUCUGGCUCUCCGAACAAUGCGACCUGCAAGGACAAUGGACGACGUCCUGGUACAGCUACGGCGGCGCAGGCGAGGGCCUAACCUGGGCCAACAACAUCUACAACGCGCUGGUCAACUACAACAUCUCGGGGUACAUAUACUGGGAAGGCGUGCAGUGGCCCUCGCCCAACACCAACGAGAAGAUGAUCCGCGUCGACCAGCAGGCGCCCUACAACUACGAAGUCGCCAAGCGUCUGUGGGCCUUCGCCAACUGGUCACGCUUCGUGCGGCCCGGCGCUAUCCGCGUCGCGAGCAGCGGCGGCUCGGGCGUCAAGAGCGCUGCUUUCAAGAAUGUCGACGGGAGCAUUGCUGUCGUUGUCAUUAGCACCGGUGGUUCGGCGAGCAAUGUGAGCAUUAAGCUUAACGGGGCUAAUGCCACGGAGGCUACGGGUUGGGUUACGGAUCAGACGCACGAUUGCGCGCAGAUCAAUGUGACUGUUGCUAGCGGCUCUAUUACUGGUAGUGUUGCCGCCCGCUCUAUUACUACUUUCCAUAUCCCGGCACCGCCUGCUCCCCCGGCUGCCAGGAGCGAGGAGAGUCUGGGUGGUUGGCGGUUUGCGUGA
This is a messenger RNA of Daldinia childiae, 1464 nucleotides long. RefSeq names its product putative glycoside hydrolase family 30 protein. The transcript has 4 exons. Gene Ontology annotation, biological process: sphingolipid metabolic process. Gene Ontology annotation, molecular function: glucosylceramidase activity. The coding region runs from base 1 to 1464 and encodes 487 amino acids. The record is from RefSeq and is a predicted model, not a curated record. NCBI's taxonomy places the organism in Eukaryota, Fungi, Ascomycota, Sordariomycetes, Xylariales, Hypoxylaceae.